AUGCGAAGUCUUCUGCACGUAAUAUGCUUUUUCUAUGCAUUUAUUGAAUUGCAAUCGAUUUUAUACGAUACAAAUCCUUUUCAAUUUGAUUGUUUGCAUCACUUUUCAAAUGGUUCAUAUGUUUCCGGUAUCAUCAAAUAUUGUAUUCGUCCAGUCGAUGAUCAGAAUUCGAAGAUGAUUAAUUUUUCCGAUGUGAAUCAUCCAAAUUUGACUUUCAGCGAAUUAUACCGUUUGAAUGUCACUUCACAUGAAGUUCUUCUAUGGUCAUCUUCGAUCGAUCUUGCUGAACGAUAUCAGUAUUAUAUCGAUCAACCGACUAAAUAUAAUCGAUUCAAUGAGCAAUUUUUCAAUUGUACAUCACCUUGGUUUGGCUCUCAUUGUCAAUAUUCAUUCGAACUAGUAUCGCAUGUUACCGAAACGCCAGUAAAUGCACAGUCGAAAUCUCAUAUGGCUAAUGCUAUCACUCGUCAAACAUGCUACAUUUUGUUAGAAUGCGAUCGUGGUCUUGCAUCCAUGUGUCUCGAUUGGCGUGAAGUAUGCGAUGGUCGAAUUGAUUGUUUGAAUGGUGGUGUUGAUGAAAGUCAAUGUAUCGAAUUAGAAUUAAAUGAGUGUAAUGAAAAUGAAUAUCAAUGUCAUAAUGGAUUAUGCAUUCCGAAAAAGUUUUGGAACGACGAAUUUGAUGAGGCCGAAUGUCUUGAUAAAUCGGAUUUAUUGAUUAUGCCCGACUGUCCGAAUAUAUAUCUUCAACUUUAUAUUUUCGCCUGCGCAGAAUAUGCAUGUCGACCCGAUGAAGGUCGAUUUCCGUGCGGCGAUGGACAAUGCGUAGAAGACUUUGGUGAAUGUCACAAUGGACGCCAUCUCCUGUUGACUGAAUCACUCAGUGUUCAAGGCAAUCUGCCAUAUGAUUGCUGGAUAACUAUGGUUUGUCUCAGUAAAAUCACCGAUCAAGUCAAUGGAGUAUCAUGCGAACAGUUCGUUAAUCUUUCUCAAAUUCUACCUGGACUAGAAACUUGUGAAUAUCCUAUUCAAUUUCCAACUAUUCCUGUGCUCUUAGGGCAUGUACGCUUUUUAUAUCAUCCGAAACAGAUUUUUAAUAUAAACUUAAAAUUAGCUCUAGUACCCGAUUAUGUUUGUUAUGAUGCGAAACUAUGCGAUUACCUUACGUCUACAUUUCAUCAUGGAAAUUUGACUUGUCGAUAUGGUUAUGAAAUGAAUCUUGGAUCCGAUGUCAAGGUUAGCGAUUGGAAAUCGAUUAUUGAUUUAGUCAAACCUCAUUUUCACGGCUGUAUUACUCAGCAUUAUCAUGACCUUGAUACACAUGCUUCAUCGUUAUACGCGUGCAAGAAUUCUUCGAAAUAUAUUUCGAAAAGUCGACUCCUUGACGGUAUAUCAGAUUGUUUUUUGAACGAUGAUGAACAAGUAUUUGAAUGGAGUUGUUCAUUGAAUCAUCCAUACCGAUUUCAAUGCUUAAAUGAUAAUCAUUGUCAAUCGAUUUUAUUGCUAAGAAACAUCUGCCACCAAUCUGAAAGACAAAACAAUUUUGAUCAGAUCUUAUUUUAUGAAAUUUGUGAUCGAGCUACCGAUCUGUCUCCAAUGAUUAUCGAUGGAAAAAAUCAUUCGGAUGAGACUGAUUGUGAAUUAUGGCAAUGUGACAAUGUCUACACACGGUGUAAUGGAUUUUGGAGUUGCCCAUAUGGAGAUGACGAAGAAAACUGUACCCGUCCGAUUUGUCCUAAACGUUUUCUUCCUUGUAUUUCACUACAUAAUUCUACGUUGAUUUGUUUACCAGCCAAUCAAGUCGGUAAUGGAAUCGUCGAUUGUUUCGGAGCAUCCGACGAACUUGAAUAUUGUCGGCAGAGCUCUGAAAACGAACAAACUUAUAGAUUUUAUUGUCAAAGUGACAAGAAAUGUGUUGACCACAAGACACUAUGCGAUGGUAAUGAAGAUUGCCUAUUGGGGGAUGACGAAACUUUUUGUAAAGAUCGUCCAGGACUAUGUGACGAAUCGAAUUUCGAUAAUCUUACCGAUUUAGAAUAUGUCUUAUGUCAAAUUGGUUCUGUGGGCACACAUUCUUUUUCAUUAAAAACUGCAUCAAUCAGUCCGCCAUUACCAACUAUUCGCAAUAGUUCUGUCCAUAUUCACUUUCUUGAACAACACAUCACAUUUUCACUUGAGAAUUUUGCACGAUCUGAGAUAUGUAAUUUUGGUCUUCACGUUUACCAUCGGCUUGGAUCUGGUAAUAUUAGUAAUAUAUGUUUUUGUCCACCGAUCUAUUACGGUGAUCGGUGUCAAUAUCAAAAUCAACGUGUUAGUUUGACUAUCACACUGGGAUUUGUCCAGCACCAAACAAUCUAUGCAAUUAUUGCUACUCUAAUUGAAGAUGAUGAAGAUCAACAAGAAAUUCACUCAUAUCAUCAAUUGACUCAAGUGCCGAAAUUUAGAUGCGAACAACCUUUCAAUAUUUAUCUUUUGUAUUCGGUCCGACCGAAGAACACUUCAAAAAAGUACCGUAUCCACAUUGAUGUAUUCGAUAAGACUUCACUGAUUUAUCUAGCAAGUUGGUAUUUAAAAAUUCCAUUUGCAUUUUUGCCGGUCAAUCGACUAGCCAUUUUCUUGACGCUACCAGCUUAUCGUACAUUGCAUUCUGGCAUGUGCCCAUUUCAAUGUUACAAAGGUACUUGUAUGAAAUAUUCUAAUGAAGAACGUUUUUUUUGUCGAUGCUUUUCCGGUUGGUCUGGUGCACAAUGUCACACUCAGAUCGAUUGUAGCAAUUGUUCAUCGGAUUCUAUGUGCGUUGGUUUGAUUCAAAAUCGACCUAUAUGUGUAUGUCCUGUCGGCAAAUUUGGCACACGUUGUCUCCUUAAACAAUCAUGUCCAAUCAACUUUUGCGAAAAUAAUGGUCAAUGUGUAGUAAUCGAUGAUAGACCAGUUGAAGACAGCUACAUAUGCAUUUGCCCCGAAACAUUUUUCGGUAGCCGAUGUCAACAAAUCAAAUCGAAAAUAGAAGUUUCCUUUCACAAUAUGGAUGUUCCAUCUUACCUAUUUGCCUAUAUCUAUUCUGAAAUAAAUUCUGGGCAACCAGAACCGAUGUUUGUCAUGCUUCAGAAAGUGAAGAUGUUUCAAAAUAUUGUAAAGUUCUAUCCUAUGUAUUUGUUUUAUAUAGUUAUUCUAAAGAUAGAUGUUAGUUAUUAUUUGGCCGCUAUUCAACAAACCGACAGGGCUGAUAUAUCGACGAUAAUCAGUCCUGCCCAACGCUGCGUUCCGUUUUAUGAACUGUUCAGUUCUGAAUUACUCACAUUACCACGGAUUCAUCGAAUAAAACAUUAUCAUGUUCCAUGUCAAAAUGAUAUUAAUUUACAAUGUUUUAUCGACGAAUCGUACAUAUGUCUAUGUACUAGAGAACAUCAUAGUAACUGUUUUUUAUUCAAUUUUAAUAUGACUUUCAUGUGUGAAGACGACGUCUAUUGUGAAAACGAUGGAAUAUGUUUGCAAGAUCGGCCAAAAUGUCCGGAAAGUAUUCUAUGUGUGUGUGCCGAUUGUUUCUUUGGCGAUCGUUGUCAAUUUUAUGCCAAAGGUAUCGGAUUGACAUUGGAAGACAUGUUCCGUUAUGUAAUUCGACCUAACUUAACGUUCAAGGAUCAAUCAAUCAUCGUGAAAUUGAGUGCCGCUAUCACUAUGAUCAUAUUUGUAGCUGGUCUAUGGAAUAGUCUCCUUGCCUAUUUGGCAUUUCAUCAGCAGAAAUCUCGCGAAGUUGGUUCUGGAAUGUAUCUUCAUCUAUCAUCGAUCGUUUCAAGUCUUGUGGUUAUUAUGUUGACUACUAAAUUCUGGUUCGUGAUAUUUACUCAUGCUCAUCAAUCGAUUAAUCGUCUUGUUCUUCAUGGAGGAUGUGUAUUACUGGAAAUAGCUCUUAAGCUUUUCUUAAAUAUGAGCAAUUGGCUCAAUGCUUGUGUAGCUAUUGAACGAGUUAUAGCAGUUUUUCAAGGAAUUCAUUUUAAUAAACGACAGAGCCAAUGUAUUGCGCGAUGGAUACUUCGGUUUUUACCAUUCGUCAUUUUGGGUUCGUUGAGUCACGAGUUCAUCUAUCGUGGCUUGUUCGAUGAUUACGAGGAGCAACGUGUUUGGUGUGUAUUUCGUUAUUCUAAAUCGGCUGAAAAAUAUAGUACAGUCAUUCAACUUUUUCAUUUUAUUGCUCCAUUUUUGAUUAAUCUGUUAUCUGCUAUUUUUAUCAUAUACAGCAUGGCACGUCAGCGAGCAAUGUUUCAAACCCGACAGAGUUAUAAACAUCAACUUCUUAAGCAAUUCAAUGAACACAAACAACUUAUUGUCAGUCCCAUUGUUUUCGUCAUUUUAUCAGUUCCUCGACUUCUGAUCUCAUUAUUUUCUGGAUGUAUCAAAGUAUCUCGAAAUCCCUGGUUGUAUCUCUCAGGCUACUUUAUUUCCUUUAUUCCAUCAGCUUUUAUCUUUGCCAUAUUUGUUCUCCCAUCGACGUUCUACAAGAAACAAUUUCGAGAGUCGAUCGUUCGUUGGCAACGACGAUUUUUUCGUUCAUAA
Molecule: messenger RNA, 4551 nt
Organism: Rotaria socialis
Lineage: Eukaryota; Metazoa; Rotifera; Eurotatoria; Philodinida; Philodinidae
Source: the annotation of a GenBank genome assembly